AAAGAAGAAAAAUUUAUCAUAGCCGCAUCCAAUGUCUUUUUGCUAAAUACCUGUAGAAUACAAGUUACAAGCAUUUUCUUAUUAUUCCUCAUCUUUAGAAGGAAUGCUACAGAACUGAAAAAGACAUAGAACUGAAAAGACAGACCUGAUUGAACAGACCAAACGGACAAAGGAGAAUUGCGAAGGACAAGCACAGAUUGAUAUUAGAUGGCUGGUGUUCUAUCGAGAUCACAAGUUUCAGAAGAUAUUCAAGAUUAUUUUCGCAAAGACAGAGGAAGAAAUCCAGGAAAUAACCAUACAUCUGUAAACACGUCACGCAAUAAAUCACCAAGAAACAGAGACAAUCCGUCAAAAUGCGAUUCCUUGGGAAUACUGAUUGACAAACCAAAACACAAACAGUAUAGUACUCUUCAGACCCGAAUUGCUUCAUUCGAAAAUUGGCCACAGGAUAAAACACAAGAGGUAAGGCAGUUAGCUGAAGCUGGAUUUGGGUAUACAGGAGUAGACGACUCUGUUAGAUGUUUUUAUUGCAGUAUAGGACUAAAAGAUUGGCCAGAAGGAGCUUGUCCCUGGGAACAACAUGUUCUAGCCAGCCCAGAUUGUGGUCACGUGAUUCAGUGUAAAGGUAAAGGGUAUAUCAGAAAAAUUCUAGGAGAAAAAGACCAAGACUCUGAUGUUGACGUGGACGAUUCAGACGAAGUAGUGGAUACUGUACAGCUAGCUAUAAAUAGAAACGAAGGUGCUGUUAUUGCUGCAAGAGAAUAUUGUACAGAUGAAGAUAUCUUAAAAAGGGCAAUAAAAACAUUGAUCAAGCAAGACGCACAGAAACAAUUCUCAGCUGUCGAACUUGUAAAAGUUGUUCAAAAUAUUGAAGAAACAAACGAAAAUACAAACGUAUCAGAGGAGCUUUCCGAAGACGAAGAGCAAGACAAUAUAGAAACAGACGGAGAAGGUUCUGAAUCAGAAGAAGAUAUGGAAGAAACAAACAGAAAAUUAAAAGAACCAGUAACGUGUAAAAUAUGAUAUGAUGCAAUUGCAUGUAUUAUUACGUUACCCUGCGGCCACAUGGUUUGUUGCGCUCAAUGUAUCCCAGCACUAACAAAAUGCGCAGUUUGUAGGACCCAAAUAAAAGGCACCGUCCGAGCCCUGAUGGCCGUUUGAAGUAAUGUACUAAUACAUGUAACUGCCUGACGUUUGCCGACAACAGAAGCUUUUCAUAUGACUGUCUUUCAUUUGCAGUUCACAUGAUUCUUAUAGUUUGAGCGCCUCUUUCUUUUCACAAAAUGUUGUGUGCUUUUCACGUAUCUAUUUUACUUCAAACUCGUGGAUAUAAUUUAAGUAAGUAUUUAUGGUAGUAUUAACAUUCUCUGAAUGGGACUGGUUUCCCUUAUAUCUGUAUGUGAUAUCUAAAGUAUAUGAUAAAUGAAAAAUUGAGUUAGACUAUGAAUUAUAAAUUGUUUAAUCAGAAAACUUGUCCACAUGAACGACUGUUAAACAAAAAUUAAUGUAUAAUACUGGACGUUAAUUUCACUUUAAAUUAAACUGUUUUCACAAACUCAUUUUAACUUAUAUACAUGUAAUUAUAAAAAAAUUCAAAAUCUGCCUACAGUUGUUUGCA
Mercenaria mercenaria is the source of this 1618-nucleotide messenger RNA. Its product is annotated as E3 ubiquitin-protein ligase XIAP-like. NCBI's taxonomy places the organism in Eukaryota, Metazoa, Mollusca, Bivalvia, Venerida, Veneridae. Gene Ontology annotation, biological process: regulation of cell cycle. The coding region runs from base 208 to 1023 and encodes 271 amino acids. Gene Ontology annotation, cellular component: nucleus; cytoplasm; spindle microtubule. The transcript has 2 exons. The record is from RefSeq and is a predicted model, not a curated record.